Molecule: messenger RNA, 378 nt
Organism: Myxocyprinus asiaticus (Chinese sucker)
Lineage: Eukaryota; Metazoa; Chordata; Actinopteri; Cypriniformes; Catostomidae
Product: pro-MCH 1-like
Exons: 1
Coding region: 1-378 (125 amino acids)
Biological process (GO): behavior; chemical synaptic transmission
Molecular function (GO): type 1 melanin-concentrating hormone receptor binding; melanin-concentrating hormone activity
Source: RefSeq, a predicted model, not a curated record
AUGAAACUCUCUGCUGGGACCGUCAUCCUAACUGUUGCAAUUUUGUCAGAGUGCUACUUCCGAUCUGCCGCAAUCCCCAUGAUUCCCAAAGCUGAUGAGAUGGAACCAGACCUGCAAGGCUUGAGUGAAAUCUUGGAGGACAACACUCUGAGAUCUGCACCAGAAAGCUCCAGGAUCAUCGUAGUGGUUGACUCCGAUCUGCUGAGGACCCUAAAAUCUCUGAACAGAGGAGUUUCUCAUCUCAGCCUUCCCGAGAGUAUUCUUAGCACAGAGCGCAGAGAUGCCACUUCAGAGCUGAGUCCGAGCAUCGCCAUCAUUAAGAGGGACACCAUGAGAUGUAUGGUGGGACGAGUGUAUCGGCCAUGCUGGGAGGUGUAG